AUGAUUACGAAGUGGCGUUCCAGAGAAAUACCAGAGAUUCAUUCACAAUAUUACUGCCUGAUCGAACCGAAUAAUUCGGCCGAAGGCCGAAACGCCUCCAAAACUAGCCCCGAGCAGAACGGUAGACCCACUGAAGCAGCCAACAUACAGGCUACAGACGAAAGAAGCUCAGGAGAUAAAAGUGACGGUGCUGUACCCGUUGAUGUUUACGAUAAUGAUCCAGGUUUAGGGUCAACGUACACAAGUCUCCGCGAAACACAUACCAUUCUUGCAUUGUGUCGUUUCGGUUGUAGCCUGUGUGCGGUGUUCUUAACCUGUUCGUCCGCGAGAUUGGUGGAGGAGGUCGCACGCAAUCCAAGCAUUCAGAGCACGUGGGAACCUAAAUCCGAGGCGGGCAGCCCUCGGGCGGAGCAGUUGACGAUCGUUGCGAUAAAUAUAUUCGACAUUAGCGGGCACAGAGCAAGCUUCGGCCCCGAUUUAUGUGAGACUGUCGAACGGAAAUUGUUUUAUGGUAUCCACGCAUUGGUGAUAGUUGCUAUUACCUUAGCUUAG
Messenger RNA from Leptosia nina, 552 nucleotides. NCBI's taxonomy places the organism in Eukaryota, Metazoa, Arthropoda, Insecta, Lepidoptera, Pieridae. The record is from the annotation of a GenBank genome assembly.